Messenger RNA from Peronospora matthiolae, 1212 nucleotides. Lineage: Eukaryota; Oomycota; Peronosporomycetes; Peronosporales; Peronosporaceae. The record is from the annotation of a GenBank genome assembly.
AUGUCGUCCAACAACACCUCGGCCAGUGUCUCCAUCGAUAAGUUCGAUGGGGACAACUACUCAACCUGGUGUCGCUACAUGCGCGGCGUGUUUCUGACGAAGUCAGUCUGGUACGUCGUGAACCGCGAAACGUCUCCAACCUUCACCGACACGCGAGCUUCCGACGAGUACGUCAAGGCGAGCAACAUCGCGUUCGGGUUGAUGUUGCUCCACAUGGACGCCGACUACCACCAUGUGGUCGACAACUGUGAAGAAGCAUGGACAGCGUGGUCGCGGUUGAAGAUGCUCUAUGGUGGGUCGCAGAAGGCGGGACGCAUCUACCUCAAGCGCCAGCUGUUCAGCAUCAAGAUGGCGGAAGGUGCCAACGUCUUGCACCAUUGCAACGAAGUCUUGAACAUCGGCGCCAAGCUCAGCAGCAUCGGUGCCAAGAUGGAAGACGAAGACAUUGCGAUCUGCUUGCUGCUCAGUCUCCCGAAGAGUUUCGAGAACGUGGUUCUGAACUUGGAGAUGAGCAAUGCAGAGCUGCGCACGCAAGAUGUGGUCAAGGUGCUGACUAACGAGCACAUCAAGCGACAAGGCGAGAAGAUGACAACGGCAACGACAACGGUGAAGACUGAAGAUGCGACAAAGGCAUUCAGUACCGAGCGCAAGCCCUACCAAUGCACAUACUGCGGCAAGGUGGGGCACACGGCAGAGCGUUGCUGGACGAAGCAGAAGAACGAAGGUCGAGGAGCCCAACGCGGCGGCAAUGGUCGUGGACGCGGGGCAAACAAUGUCCAGUGGCGACAUUAUGAUGAAGGCAACAGCUACGAUCGAGUGGCGUUUGCAGUUUCGUUCGAAUGCGGAGUUUCAACGAACAAGAAUGGACCAGGAAUGUGGGCCGUUGACAGCGGGGCAACACAUCACAUCUGCCACGACAAGUUCAAGUUUGCAAGCUUGGUCGAAGGCAAUGAUGGCGAGAUCCUGGUGGCUGAUGGCAACAAGGCGGCCAUCAAAGGUGUGGGGACCAUCGUGGAAAAGGUGAUUCUGCCAAACGGGGAAGAGCGCGAGAUCGAGAUCAAGAACGCGCUCUAUGUGCCCAGCAUGAGCAAAAAUCUGCUCUCGGUGCCGCAGAUUAACAAGCACGGCAACUUCCAGUGGUGUUUGACGGGGAUACGAUGUACGUCGCUCGCAAGGAUUCCAAUCAAGUGGUGGCAGCUGCGGAUCUUGUAG